AUGUCAGAACCAACUCCUGUCUUCGACCCUCCCGUCCUCGAAAAUGGAACGAGCGCCGUAGAAGCUGAUGGCAAUGCGCCGCCUGCUUCAACAACGGACAACGGAGGAGCCAAGGAUAACAAUGGGCAGGACGUCACAAUGGCUGGGGUAGAGGAUUCGGGAGUCAAGGCUUUGAAGCCUGGAGAAAACCCAGCUACAAACCACCUCCUUCCCACCUCCACCACACUUCGCCCAUUGAACAGGCAUAGACAAGACAUGAUGGCCUCACCCAACUCCACGUCGUCGAGCCUGAACUGUGCCAAACCCUCUCCUACCGCUUCAUACCGCAGCCCUCGCAACCCAGGCCUCGUCCACCUCACAGUCCCUUCUAACCGUCUCGCCCAGCUCUCGCUUGCCAGCAACAACGCGACUACAACCACCGCCGCCUCCACCUCGACCAAUCCGCCCACUCCCAACCGCACCUCCACGCCUACUGGCUCCAAGGAAAACGUGCCUGCCCGUCUGGACAACAACACCUCCUCCUCGCGCGCCGCCUCGGCCGCCCCGGCCGACCGCACUGCUGAUAGAGUCACCAUGCCCACCGAGCCCGCCGCCCACGGCGCCCCCACGCGCCAGUACCUGAACAGCAAGGUGACCUAUCACGUCAUGGAAGGCAUGAAGGUCGUGGCCAAGGAGCAGCCCGCCGACCCCCUCCGCGUCCUAGGCGAAUUCCUGCUCAAGCGCAGCGCCGAGCUCGAGCGUGCCACUACAGAUGGUACCCCUGCUGCCGCCUCUGCUCCCGAAGGCGACAAGGAGAAGAAAGAGAACGGCGCCGAUACCACCACCGAGCAAUAG
Molecule: messenger RNA, 834 nt
Organism: Diaporthe amygdali
Lineage: Eukaryota; Fungi; Ascomycota; Sordariomycetes; Diaporthales; Diaporthaceae
Exons: 3
Coding region: 1-834 (277 amino acids)
Source: RefSeq, a predicted model, not a curated record